Molecule: messenger RNA, 1575 nt
Organism: Trematosphaeria pertusa
Lineage: Eukaryota; Fungi; Ascomycota; Dothideomycetes; Pleosporales; Trematosphaeriaceae
Product: FAD/NAD(P)-binding domain-containing protein
Exons: 3
Molecular function (GO): NADP binding; N,N-dimethylaniline monooxygenase activity; flavin adenine dinucleotide binding
Source: RefSeq, a predicted model, not a curated record
GCGAAGGUUCUUCUACACGAGACGGACGACGCCUUCUCAAUCAUCACUAUUUUCGAAAAGCAACCCAGCCUUGGGGGCGUAUGGUCUCGAGAACGAAUCUACCCAGGACUCGCUAGCAAUUCACCAGCGCUGACAUACGAGAUCCCAGGGUUUCAGUACCCAGAUGACGUCAGAAAAGUCGGAGCACAUGUUGAAGCGGAAGACAUCAACGCCUACCUUUGCGCUUUUGCUGAGACGCAUGGUUUGAAGAGUCAUGUGAAGUUCAACAGCGAAGUGCAAGACGUUAGUUGGCAUGCGGAAACACGACGAUGGCUGAUUCGAGGAAGAGAUAAUUCUGGUGAUUUCCAAAGUUACUUCAAGUUUCUGGUUGUUUGUAAUGGAUUAUACCACGAAAAGAACAUACCUGGAUUACCGCGACAAGGACCACCUAAAACCUGGCCGCGCAUAUUCCACUCUGCCGAUGUCGGGGAUCCUGAUGUACGACAUGCUCUAUCAAACUCAGUGCAUACACUGAUUGUAGGAGCUGGAAAAUCAGCGAUCGAUUUGGCGACUUUGAUUGCGACAGGGGCAUGGUCUGAUGAUCGAAGAUCACCAAAAGUCAGUCUGCUUUACAAGCGGCCGCACUGGCUGUCGCCACGUUCCAUACUUGGCGGAAUGAUAUACUUCGAGCGACUCCUCUUCUCGCGCUUCCUUAACGCGUGGCUUCCUUUCGCUGUCCACCCGGAUUCUUUCCACCGGUGGAUAGCCGAGACGGCGAUUGGAAAGUGGCUGACAAACACGAUCUUCCGAUGUGUAGAGGCGGACUUCAAGGUAUCUCUUGGGCAGCUGGACCUUCACGAGACCGUCCCAAGUCAUCCCCUAAGAGAAGCGCUUUCCGGAGCUCUUCAUGUCGCUCCGAAAGGCUAUUUGGACCUUGUCCGAGAGAAGAAAAUUGGCAUCAUUGAAGGCUCGAUAGAGUCGAUAUCAGACCGCGGGGUUAACGUCCGAACAAACCAAGGGAGUGCGACGAUGAUAGACGUCGACAACGUCCUUUGGGCCACAGGAUACAAGAUUGCAUUCCCAUUCUUCACCGUCGACACCUUGCAACGGCUUGGAAUCAUGCCUGACAAUCUAGACUCCGAUCCAACUGACCUUCCAUUCUUGAAGCUUCAUCGUCUUCUCGUGCCUCCCGCCACUGUGCAUCCAAAAAUGGGGUCGGCACCGUCCCGCAACAUCGCGUUUAGCGGGUUCGCAUAUUCCCUGCUCAACCCGACUGUCUCCUUCGUAUCCGCGCACUGGAUUGCGGAGUAUUUUCUGGGGAAGCUGGAUCUUCCCAAAGCCCAAAAGAUCAAAGAAGGUAAGAUCGUUGAGCUCCGUGGGUCAUGCCUCCUGCGUUGCGGAUUCUCGUAUUUAAAGUUUUCUCGGACUAUGACGUCGAUCCUUGCUGAUCUUAUGCACAGAUGUCGAGCACUUCUAUCAGUGGCAGUCGCAAACGUUUGCCGCACAUGGCGCGAAGGGGACACAUAUAGGGUCCCAUGCGACGCUUUACAUCGAUCUGCUGUUAAGAGAUAUGAAGCUUACGACUGGGCACCUUGA